Molecule: messenger RNA, 2760 nt
Organism: Moesziomyces antarcticus
Lineage: Eukaryota; Fungi; Basidiomycota; Ustilaginomycetes; Ustilaginales; Ustilaginaceae
Product: DNA polymerase iota-like protein
Exons: 6
Coding region: 1-2760 (919 amino acids)
Biological process (GO): translesion synthesis
Molecular function (GO): DNA-directed DNA polymerase activity; heme binding; damaged DNA binding
Source: RefSeq, a predicted model, not a curated record
AUGUCCGAGUCCAAGAAGAUCACCAUGGAGCAGCUCAAGGAGCACAACACCCACGAGGACCUCUGGCUCCUCAUCGACGGCAAGGUCUACAACGUCAGCAAGUUCCUCGAUGAGCACCCCGGUGGUGACGAGGUUCUUGUUACCGAGGCCGGCAAGGACGCCACCGAGGCGUUCGAGGAUGUCGGCCACUCGGAGGAUGCGCGUGCGCUCCUCGGUCCCAUGCUUGUCGGCGAGCUGGAAGGCGGCACGCAGAAGAUCAAGACCACCAGCGGUGCCGUGACCAACGAGAACAACACCAACCUGAACAGCCACCCUCUCUUCAUGUUCAUCCCCCUCAUGCUGCUGGGUGCCUACCUUGCAUACAAUGCAGAUGGAGGUGCUGAAGGUGAUGCGCCGGCAGCAGCCGCGAACUCGAGCUCGAGCACCAUGAAUGGAUCCAGCCCGUCUCGACCUCGCGCUGACGCAGCUGCGUUUCUAACAUCGCCUUCGAAGCGCACGUCCAGCGAUCAUGGACCACACGAUUCCAAGCGGCAGAGACCGACCGCACAUGCCAAUGGCGACCUAGACUCGCUGCCGGACUAUGCGCGUCGUGUGAUCAUCGCGCUGGAUCUGGACGCGUUCUACGUGUCUGCAUGUCGCAAGCGCGAUCCUUCGCUCAUAGGCAUCCCGAUCGGGAUCCAGCAAAAGGCGCUCGUUGCAACCAUCAGCUACGAGGCACGUGCGGCCGGCGUGGACAAACUCGAUAGCAUCAAAGAUGCGCUCAAAAAGUGCCCCGACAUGGUGCUUGUCAACGGCGAAGAUCUUACGUACUUCCGCCAGGUAUCGUCGCAAGUGUGGCGUCUGGUGCGCUCGGUGGUUUGGCACAAGAGGGUGGAGAAGCUCGGGAUGGACGAGCUCUUCUGCGAUGUCACAGAGAUGAUCGACCACCAUCUGAAAACAGCUGCCAAGGGAAGGCGAUACUUUGAUCUCAACCCCCCCAGUGCGGGCGAGAAGGACCAGCAGUAUGGAUUCGAGUAUGAUGCUUGGCCGAACGAAGGCCCGGGACACGUUUUCCCGCAGGCUGCGUCGGAUCAUUUGAACGAGAACCAGCCCGACUGGUGGCAGGAACGCAUGCUGGCGGCAGCUCAUCUGGCCUUCUAUCUGCGCCAGAGGAUCUCGGACGAGGUUGGACUCACAUGCUCCGCUGGAGUAGCACCGACCAAGUCGCUCGCCAAGCUGGUGGGAGCACUCAACAAGCCCAACCAGCAGACGACUUUUGCGCCUCCCAUCGCGAGCUCUCCUGCUGGACGAUUGGCAGGGAAGAAGCAGGAGGCAAGGCUGUUGCAUCACAUCACCGAGUUCCUCGACCCGCUGGACCUGCGCAAGCUGCCGGGCUACGGACGAGUUGUGGUGGAAAAGAUCCGAGACCAUUUGCAUCCGCAAGCGACUGCAGCAGCGCAACGCGGCCCCAAGGUGCGGUCGAACUUCAUGGAGCCCACCAGCGUGUCGGAUGAAGAGACACACGGAGGCGGUGAAGUGGCUUCCAGCAAGCCACGGCUGAUGGUGGGGACGACGCGCAAGAUGUUGUCGCUGCAAGAGAUGGUCGACCUAUUUGGCGACGUCACUGGGCCAAGGCUGUGGGCGUUGGUAUGCGGACGAGAUGCCGAACCCGUGGUACCGGCUCCGGACUUUCCGCUGCAGAUCUCGAUCGAAGACACGUAUCCCUACCCGAGCCUUCGGGGCGCGGCGAUUCAUUCCGAGAUCUACCGCCUGUCGCUAUCUCUGCUACGCCGGCUGGAGCUGGAGCUGGUCUUGUCGGAGCGUAGCUCAACUGACCGCGAGAAAGCGAGUCAGCCAAUAGACGUGCGGACCGACUCGGGCGUUGUGCGCGACUACAAGGAUGCCAUGCCUGCUACUGCGGGCAAAGCUACCAAGGGCAAGGCAGCGAGUUGGGUGCGCUACCCGCUCAAGCUUCGGCUGAGCGUGCGCCAGGGAUGGAACAACCGGGUCUCGAAACAGGCGCUGAUGCCGGUGGAGAUCUUUGAGCUGGAGCAGCCGAGGGAGGUGCGUGCCGGAGCGAUGGCCAAGGCAUGCAAGACGCUGCUGCGUGCGCUCAUCGGUGGCGACGACGUGGUGGGCGAUGGCAUGAACCUGAUCAACAUUGCGGCGCUGGAGCUGAGCGACAAAAGGCCGCAGAGGGCGUUGGGCAGCUUCUUUGCAUCGGCAUCAGCUGGCACAGAGCGCAGUAUUGGCGCAAGCUUUUCAAAGAUGCCAGAGGCGGAGACGGGCGAGAUUGACGCAGCGGUACUGGCAAGUCUGCCUGCCGAGCUGCGCGAGGAGAUCAUGGCCGAGUAUGGUCUUGGUGCGUCGCUCGAACGAGACCCAGGGCUGCGAAGCGCGGACCGACUGUCGAUGGUGGCACCUGUCAAAGGCGCCGACGUGGAUGCUGGGACAGCUUCGCUGAGGUGCGCCACGUGCGGAGAAGCGAUGGAGGUGUGGAUGCAGCACGACCACGAGCUGUAUCCGCUGCUCGGACUCCCCGUCGAAAGCGCAUCUGCGCAUCUGGUCGCACGCUCACGAUCAUCAUCACCGCCACCAUCGACGCUGAUCCCAUCUCAAAGUGCGGAGGACAACGGGCAGGAUGCUGUCGUUGGAUCUGCUGAUGACGACUCGGAGCAGGACGAAGAGCUGGAGCAGUGCAAGCUGUGCGGGGAGGCGUUGCGGCCAUGGAUGCUCACUGCGCACAGCCGAUUUCACGAGAUGGAGGAUGCUUUCGGAUAG